Leptonychotes weddellii (Weddell seal) is the source of this 1962-nucleotide messenger RNA. Lineage: Eukaryota; Metazoa; Chordata; Mammalia; Carnivora; Phocidae. The record is from RefSeq and is a predicted model, not a curated record.
AUGCUUUCAGGCAUAGACGUGCCAGAGAUCAAUGAGGAACAGAGCAAAGUGUAUAACAAUGCUCUCAUCAACUGGUACCAUCCCGAGAAGGAUAAAGCGGAUAGCUAUGUUCUUGAAUAUCGGAAGAUUAACAGAGAUGAAGAAAUGCUGUCUUGGAACGAGAUUGAAGUGUGUGGCACGAGCAAAGUCAUCUCAGACCUGGAAAGCAAUUGUAACUAUGCUUUCCGAGUCAGAGCCUACAAGGGUUCGAUCUGCAGCCCUUGCAGCAGGGAGCUGAUCCUCCAUACCCCUCCAGCUCCAGUUUUCAGUUUCCUCUUUGAUGAAAAAUGUGGCUAUAAUAAUGAACACCUCUUGCUGAACUUGAAGAGAGACCGCGUAGAGAGCAGAGCUGGGUUUAAUCUCCUGCUUGCCGCGGAGCGCAUCCAAGUAGGUUAUUACACACGCCUGGACUACAUCAUUGGAGAUGUUGGAAUUACCAAGGGGAAGCACUUCUGGGCCUUCCGUGUGGAGCCGUAUUCAUACCUGGUCAAAGCAGGAGUAGCUUCCAGUGAUAAACUACAGGAAUGGCUCCGUUCUCCCCGUGAUGCCGUUAGCCCAAGAUACGAGCAAGACAGCGGCCAUGACAGUGGAAGCGAAGAUGCGUGCUUUGAUUCCUCACAGCCGUUCACAUUGGUCACCAUAGGCAUGAAGAAGUUCUUCAUCCCCAAGUCCGCCACUUCUGCCAACGAACCUGAGAACAGAGUUCUCCCCAUGCCCACAAGCAUAGGGGUUUUCCUUGACUGUGAUAAAGGCAGAGUGGCUUUCUUUGACAUGGAUCACAUGAAAUGUCUGUAUGAGCGCCAGGUGGACUGCUCGCACACCAUGUACCCAGCAUUUGCAUUAAUGGGCAGUGGAGGAAUUCAGCUUGAGGAACCCAUCUCGGCAAAAUACCUGGAAUACCAAGAGCACAUGUAGUUUAAGCAUCAGUGACUUAAGGUGGAAAAGGGAAACGGAAUAAUGCCUUGGUGUUAACCUUCGUAACUAAUUACAUAUCAUCUAAGUAGUCCGUGGCCACACUUGUUUUUGUGUGUGUUUCUUCUUAAAUCGGAAAACCCAAACAGUCCUGCCUCGUCCGUGUGGUCGUCCUGACUUGCACAAGCCAGGGGAGAGUAGAGACCCUCCCUCCUGGUUAACUCUGAAAUGGUUAACUCUGUAACUGGAUUGUGUUUCUUUUUUUACGAACAGGAAAUCUAAUUUAUUUAUGUCAGCCCUGUUGCUGAUACUUAUAUUUCUUUUGGUGGGAGGGGGGGAUACAAAAGUAUUUAUUAUGUUUCUUUUGUGUUUGGUUUUUCAUUUUGUAUCAUGUUUGUUUUAAGAGAUUUUUUAGAUGCCUUAUGGGUGGGAAUUCAUACUUAGCCUUGUGUCUCGCAUGUUUUUCAUAGGAAAACAAAAGUAUGGAUAGGUGAAAAGGCCAUAGAAAUGGUAGUAUAUUUAAAUGGAAAAUUAUGUAUUUUGAGGUGUAUAAUGGAUAUUCAGAGUAUAUUCCCUGGAAAAUGAAUACUGCUUUUUGUUUUCUUUUAAGACUACAAAUUGUAUUUUUAAGGAUAUUUUGAAGAGUUCCUUUAGCUGUAAUGUCCACAUCUGCAUGUGUAGUUAAACAUCAUUUUUUGUUUUUGUUUUUUUGCAGGGAACACAGAGUUCUUGGCUAACACACGAAAUUUUUCAUGUAAAAUUUGUCUUCAGUUUUUCUUACUCUAUGAAAGUAUCUGAGCUUAUAGCAAAUAAUUUAUUUUUCACAAAUAUUAGUGACGAUUCACUGAUAUUUGGCAUAUUUGUUCUUUUGCUCUCUUAUUGUGUCCUAUGAUUCUAUGAUUUUCAUUUUUUGGCACUGAUACUAUAUAUCAGAUUGUCCUGGCUUAUGUUUACAUGUUUGGAAAGUUCAUGAUUUAUUUUUAAUGUCAUUAAAUUAUUCUAAAAUAUGGA